UCUAUCCAGCUGUCAAUGCUGCAGGGAGCGCAGUGACCCAGACCUUUCCCUUCCCCAGGGGUCUGGAUGAGAAAGUGAAGGCUAUGCAUGGUCAAAUCCAGCACGCCAGAUGCCCAGGAUUCCCUCGCUGUGUCAGGGCUAAGGUAAUGUGGAUUGCUCUGUCUGGAUUGAUAAUGCCAUCCCUGACCGACACACUGAUUAUGCCUUUCAGACUAGUUCCUGUCUCCCUUUAUGGGACCUAUCAAACCAGCUGAUGCUCGUUUACCUUCAUGAAAUUCUGAGCUGCUUUGAUCUCUCCUUGACUGCCUGUCACCUGCGCACCUUCAAAAGAGCAGCCUGAGCUACCACAGCCAAGAAAAACAAAGGGUGCUAUGGAACUGGGAGUCCUGCAGUGAUGCACAUCUUUCACUCCACGGCUGACCCUUUCACUUCUUCCACCAGGAAACCAGCUGCAGCUUCAUUAGAUGCAGGCUCUGAACAGACAGUCUGCAAGCAGGGGAGCGGGGCACCGAGUGUCCUACACUGCCAAGCAUCUGCAUGUACUGCUGAGAGUCUGUGAAACUGUCUGGCUCCUGUAUGGCUGCUGGAGCACUGUGCAGACAGAAGGUGCGGACUUGUGUUGCAAAGAUGAGUGCUGAGCAUCCCCUACCCGCCUCGGAUUUCUGCACUGCCAGACAUCUGGACAGAGAGCUUUCAAAACAGCACGUGUGCCAGGGUAUCUGCAUAUGUUCAUAUACGCUGGAUGUCACCAGCACCCAAAGUGCUGCAGGAAAAAGCCUCACACUGGAAUAACACCUUUGUCUGCUUUCAUCACAUGCCAGUCCUGUUCGCAGUGCUUAGCCAAUCUUACAAGUGGAAGGCAGGUCUUUGAAACAUAGGAUGGCUACUCAUCAGCUUUUACAGACUGGGCAAAAGACUAAGUCCUCUAAGGUAAAAACCUUGAAAUGUGAUGGUACUGACAGUCUUGGCUCUCAGUUUUGGACUUGGCCUGUCGGUGCCUGGUGAGGAAUCAGUGGUGUUCCCCAACACAAUUGCUACUGAGCAGCAGUCUGUGGUGCUGGUGAAAAAACUUCUGGCCACCUCUGUAUCCUGUAUAACAUACAUGAGAGGGCUGUUCCCAGAGAGGGCUUAUGCAACUCGCUAUUUAGAAGACCUCUGUCUAAAAAUUCUCCGAGAAGAUAAAAGCUGUCUGGGAUCGUUGCAGAUAGUCAAGUGGAUUCAAGGUUGUUUUGAUGCUUUGGAGAAGAAGUAUUUACACAGUGCUGUUCUCGCAAUUUACACCGAUCCCAAGGAACCGGAGACAGUGACUGAAGUGUAUCAAUUCAAGUUCAAGUACAAAAAGGAGGUGCCCCAGAUGGACAUCAUCAGCAACCAAAUGAACUUUAUGAAUGGGGUGUGCAGUGAGGACGUUAAACAGGCCAGCAGGCUCCUGAUCUGUAAACUUUACCUGUUAAUGCAAAACCUUGGGCCGCUUCCCAAUGACAUUAUCCUGACCAUGAAACUCCUCUACUACAAUGAUGUAACUCCCAAAGAUUACCAGCCCCCUGGCUUUAAGGAAGAUGACAGCUCUGGUGACCUGUUUUUUGAUGGCGAUCCUGUCAACCUGAGCAUAGGAUCAGUCUCCACCGGCUUCCACCUCAUGAAAGUGAGAGUGACAACUGAAAAGAAAAGAAUGGGGACAGUUGAAAGCAACCUGAUCCAGAAGAAUGGCCCUACUGAGAUCUCCCAUCAAGGGUUAGACUGUGAUGAAGAGGAAGAGGAGGAGAGCACAAAGAAUCACCCUCUGUCUGUCAGAGCAGAUUCAAGUAAGCUUGAAGAAGACAAAAGGGACACCCAUCCAGGCUGGGAGACGGAAGCAUCUUCUUUUUGCCUUCAAAAUACAGGUGGAAAGAAGAAGGGAAUAAAGGAGAGAGGCAGGAUGCCUUGCUCAAGGGAAUCUCAGCAGAUAAGCUGCAUGAGCCUUGCACCUAGCCAGGAAGAGGUAACAGGACCCAAGAAGAAAAGGAAGGUCAGUGAACCAGAGGAGCUGCUUCUGGAAGGCAGGAAAUCAUGUUCAUUCUGACACACAUUUUGGAAGGUGUGAGUUUGCAUUGUCAUCUGACUAGUAAAGACCUUUACUCUCUUCCAGUAUUUAGUUCUUCCACAUACUGCGUGUAUUUCUGCAUGUUUAUUUGUCUAGUGAAAACUCUGGAUUGAGAAGGGUCAACAAGCACCAUAAUUGUCACGACAGUGACAUGUCAUGACAUGACAAUGUCAACCAACAGCACUUGUUUGAUGUUCUAAAGUUGAGGAUUUAUGAUUCCAUGGUGUCUGUGUGUUUCCUUCUCUCUGUGUCUGUCCCUCACACAUGCCCCCUCCCACUGGCUAAAUUUCCUCCUCUGUGGCUGGGCUGUCCUUUGCCGAUAUGUUGUCAAUAAUUUGUGGCACUGGUCCAGGAUGAACUCUCUUAAGGUAUCAAUGCCAGCAAGCAACAAGUCUCGUGAUUCACUAGACUGUGUUUAAUGUUGUCCUAUCUACUGUUUCCAGAGCAUAGAUUUUUUUUUUUUCAAAGAAGGGUUUUUAUCUAUAUUGAAUACAGAGAUAAAGUAAUCUAUACACAUUU
Messenger RNA from Falco peregrinus (peregrine falcon), 2602 nucleotides. RefSeq names its product HORMA domain containing 2 (gene HORMAD2). The record is from RefSeq and is a predicted model, not a curated record. Bases 950 to 2062 code for a protein of 370 amino acids. The transcript has 16 exons. Lineage: Eukaryota; Metazoa; Chordata; Aves; Falconiformes; Falconidae.